Trichobilharzia szidati is the source of this 2520-nucleotide messenger RNA. The record is from the annotation of a GenBank genome assembly. NCBI's taxonomy places the organism in Eukaryota, Metazoa, Platyhelminthes, Trematoda, Strigeidida, Schistosomatidae.
UGUUAUUUAUAAUUGGAGAUAACAGGAGAAAAAAAGGAAUGCUCAAAGAAGAAAUGCAUUCAUAUCACCUUGUGUAGUAGUAGUAGUAGUAGGGAGGAAUUCUGAGAUUAUGUCACUGUCUUGGGUGUACAUAAAACAUUGUUAGUGUACAGACAAUUAUUGUGUUUUUGGAAAAAUCUACACACAUUAAAUCAUAUAUCUUUUGUACUUGUAAAAAUAAUUAUUACGCAACACAUAAUAAUAAUAAUCGUAUUGCAAACAAGUAUAUAUCAUAGACUGUGCUUAUUAUGGAAUUAUCUCAAGCUCAAAUUCAUUGUAAUGCUUCAGAAAUCAAUGAUAAAUUACACGUCACUUCAAAUAAUGUUAGUCUGUCAUUACCGUUAACGCUACCGUCAACUUCAAUAUCAACGUCGAUGUCGACAAGAUUUAUUCCCUCGUCAAUUCAUGAACUUUGUCAAUUAAGAACAUCAUUUAUGAUACAUGAUAUUUUAGAGAAAUCUACACAGACUACUAUGAUUAUUAAUACUACUACUACUAAUAAGGCAAACGAUAAACUUCAAAAUGAACAGUUAAAUUUAAUGAAUAAUAUUGAACACAUUGAAUACAUUAAUGGAGGAGAGGGAAAUUCGAAAAUCUCGUCAUCACCAUCAUUUAAGAUAAAAGAAUAUAAAGAGGAUAGUAAACCUGGGAUGAAAAGAAAAUAUUUUUCAAAUGAAGAUGAGUUAAAGAACACUCGAGAUAUCUCAGAUUCGAUACUGUCGACAAACAAUGAGGAGUUUAGUGCAGAGUCAAAGUUGCUGGCGGCAAAGAUUAUUUCACACUGUAUUGAUGGGUGUUCACAUAAUUCAUUUGACAAUCAUAAAGGAUCCUAUUGCAUAACAGAUUCUUUUGAAGACAACAAAACCAAUUUAAGUGAAAAUAAUCUGGUCGGUCAUUUGGUACGCCGUCGUACAACAGAACCAGGAGAAGAAGAAGAAGAACAGGAAGAAGACAACAAUGACGACAACGAUGACAAUGAUGACAAUGACGAAAGAAGUCCAGAUGUAGAUUCAAGUGAAUCCAUGUACUCUGAAAAUUCAAUAGAUCCACAUCAGUUGAAUAAAUCAUUUCAAAAUUGUAGUCCAAAUAGUAGCACACUAAUGAAUAAAAAAUCAAUGACAACAACAUCAAAAAUCAAUCACCACCUGCAUUCAUAUCAUAAUCAUCAUCAUCAUAAUUUAAAAAGCUGUGAAUAUCACAGUGGGAUGAAAAAGUCAAAGAAACCGCGUAAAGCAAGAACUGCUUUUACUGAUCUUCAAUUGAAUGAACUGGAAAAAAUGUUUGAUCGACAAAAAUAUCUUAGUGUUCAAGAUCGUGUAGAAUUGGCGGAGAGAUUAAGGCUAACUGAUACACAAGUGAAAACAUGGUAUCAGAACAGAAGAACAAAAUGGAAACGUCAAACAGCUGUCGGCUUCGAAUUAUUAGCUGAAGCCGGAAAUUUUGUAGCAGUCCAGCGUAUACUACAAACUAAUCCUUAUUGGGCAUAUCAUCCAGCUGCACAAACCAUCCUAGCCAAUAUGGAGGCAAUUAUGAAAAAUCGGACGGAGACAGAAACAGCCUACGAUUUAAGUGCUAAUAAUACUACUAAUAAUAACAGCAACAAGAAUACUAGUAAAGAAGUGAAAUCAAAUGCAUUUCGGCAUAUUUCUCAUGAUGAUUGCGCUGUACAAGAUCAAGAUUUACUGACAGUUAGUAAAGACACGUCUUGUUUUAAAUCGAAUGAAGCCAGUGUUCAACCAAUGUCUUCUUUAAACUCAAAGCAUACAACAACCUUACCAGAAGAAGAUUGUAAAACGUUGGAAUCUCCAAAUGAAUCUCAAUUCACCAUAGAGACUUCUGUCAAUGAAAAAACUUAUCCUAUAACAAUUAUGACAAAUAAUAAUGUCAAUUCUUUAGAUUCUAUAGAUUCAACGCUAAAUCAUCCCUCAGUAUUUGAAUUACCUGAUUGGUGGCCUUUUAAGUCAACUUUUAAAGAUUUAAUACAAAAUCAAAAUUUAAAAAUACAAGAUGGCGGGUAUACAGAUGUACAGGUGAAGUCAAGUUGUAUAUCUUCUUUGUCAGUUUCAUGUACAUCUUCUAAUUCUAAUACUUCAUCAUUGUUACCUUCUAAAACUUUAUCGUCGUCAACAGCAUCGCCAUCACUGUCAUCAUUAUCGUCGUGUAGUUUUAGUCAAAAUCUGCUAAUGACAGCAGCGGCUAAAUUAUUACAUUUAAAUCUACCGCCAAUCGAUUCUACACUAUUCAAACUGAAUAAUCUUAAUUGUUUAUGGCCGAGUGGAUCAUUGAAUUUAUGUUCGGAUUUAUCAACAUUGAGUACACAUGAUUUAUUGUCGAGAAAUCAAAAUGUUACCACUUUAUGAAACAAAAGAGAGAAAAAAAAGCGACCUCUUUUUCUUUCAUUUCUACUGUAUACACAGAAUAAAUUAUCAGGUCAAGAAGUCUGUAUGAACAGUCAGUGUGGAUCCAUUUACUUCAUGGAGA